AUGGGAGGAAAUAAUACUCCGAUCAGCGGAAAUACAUGGCAGACCAUCCAAAUCCGAAAGAGCGUUGUGCCUCAGCAUCAGAUCUUGAACGUACCUGGGCCGCCCGCUAAGCGAGCGGAGAGAGAGGCAAAUGGCUUUGCGAUACUGCACCUGCAAAGGGCCUUCACGUACGAAGCCGGCCUCAUUCAUCUGCCGUCCGACUUCGACGGCGAUGAGCGCAGGACGGUCUGGAUAUUGUGUGACUUCAACGUCCGAAACCCAGUAGCAAUGUAG
Messenger RNA from Cladophialophora immunda, 273 nucleotides. RefSeq lists its product as uncharacterized. The record is from RefSeq and is a predicted model, not a curated record. The transcript has a single exon. The coding region runs from base 1 to 273 and encodes 90 amino acids. Lineage: Eukaryota; Fungi; Ascomycota; Eurotiomycetes; Chaetothyriales; Herpotrichiellaceae.